AUGCUACCAGAUCUUUCGCCUCAUCUUCACACCCGAGAAUGCAAUUUCUUGAUUGAUUUGCUUCUAAGGUGCCAGCAAGAAAAAACCAUAGGUAAAUUGUUUGGACAAUGUUCGUAUUGGGAUGAGGCUGUAUGGCAGUGCACGAAGAAAGAGCGAAUAUGGCGAAGGGAGCACAAUCCUCAGUAUUCGAAACGAUAUAUGGAACUACGAAAUCUACCAGAGGACUACUGGACACCUGCACUGAGAAAAUUGAAAGAACAAGGCCUCAUGCCGGAUCUAACCCAAAGUGAUGGGUGUCGUAUCUGA
This is a messenger RNA of Haemonchus placei, 306 nucleotides long. The record is from the annotation of a GenBank genome assembly. Lineage: Eukaryota; Metazoa; Nematoda; Chromadorea; Rhabditida; Trichostrongylidae.